GUGCGGUUCGCGAUGGCCAAUUCUCUCGACGUCCCGUUCCUGUUGCUUCUUCUAGCUUUGAUAAAUGGCUUUCUUAGGUGCGCCUCUACAAAUCCGGUCGUUUCAACUCCGUUGGGAAACCUUCGAGGAACCACAAUAAACACCAGGAAAGGAGCUACGAUUUCUGCUUUCCUUGGGGUUCGAUAUGCUGAAGCUCCGGUGGGAAAUCUAAGAUUUCAGCCACCAGUUCCUGCAAAACCGUUUAAAGACAUUUACGACGCCACAAAAAAUUCUCCUCAAUGUCCACAAAGUUAUUAUAACACCACUUCAGAGGAUUGCCUUUUUCUUAACGUUUACACCCGAUUAAAUAAUAAUAAUAACGAAAAGAAGCCUGUUAUGGUUUUUUUCCAUCCAGGAGGUUUUUACGGGGGUACAUCUUCUAGUGAUUCAUUUGGACCUCAAUAUCUCAUGGAUCAAGAUAUAGUUUUGGUUGUUCCGAAUUAUCGUCUUCAAACCCUCGGGUUUUUAGCAACGGGUACUAAAGAAGCACCGGGAAAUUACGGCCUUAAAGAUCAAGUUCAAGUUCUUCGUUGGAUCCAACAAAACGUUGCUUCAUUUUCUGGUGAUCCCAAUGAUGUAACGAUAAGUGGUUAUAGCGCUGGUGGGUUUAGUGUAACUCUUCAUAUGGUUUCACCGAUGUCAAAAGGAUUAUUUCAUAAAGCCAUCGCAAUGAGUGGUGCGGCUUUUGGACCGGUUCCAAUUGGUACAAAUUUGGAACGAUUGGCUAAAAGGCAAGGCGAAUUGGUUAAUUGUCCAAUUGAAAAUUUGGUUGAUUGUUUAAAAACGAAAAGUUCCGAUGAGUUAUCGAAAAAUCUUGCUGGUUUUGAUGAAUUUUUGCACGAUCCUUUAUGGCGGUGGACUUGGGUGAUUGAACCCGAUUUUGGGCAGGAGAGAUUUUUGGUUGAGCACCCGAUUAAGUCCGUGGUUAAUAAAAGAGUGCACGAUGUUCCUUUGAUGAUUGGGGUGACUAAAGAUGAGUUUGGUGGACAAUCUUUCAAUAUCGUUAAUAAUAAAACCGCAUUAAAAGAAUUCGAUGAUGAUUACAAAAAAAUUUGGCCGAUCGUUUUUGGUUACGAAAGAGAUUCGCAGUUAUCUUCAAACAUAUCCGAUGGUUUACGCAAAUAUUAUUUCCCCGAUAAUAAAAUUGAUGAAUCAAAGCGGCAAGGAAUCGCCGAUUUAUACGCCGAUAGCAUAAUUGGGUUUGGAAGCAAUCGAGGGGCUAAACUUUUAGCGCAACACCUCACCAAUAAAGUUUAUUAUUACAGAUUUAAUUUUAAACAUAGAUACUCCUUUUUUUAUCUGCCUGGAAGUAACGAUACAAUCCCUUAUGGUGUAUCACACCACGACGAAUUAUUGUAUCUUUUUUACAUCGCCCCGUUAACUCCAAUGUUUACCGAAGACCCUGAAAGCAAAAUCGUCGAUAUCAUGACAACGCUUUGGACAAAUUUCGUUAAAACUGGGAAUCCCAGCACGAAAUCUUACAAUUGGCCUGAAUAUAACUUAAAGGAUCAACAUUAUUUAGAUAUAAGUUUGAAUUUGAGGACUUUAUCUUCGAUGUUUGAGAAUCGUUAUAAAGUUUGGGAAAAACUUUUGCCGUUAUCUCAUUAUUUAAAUUGAAAAUUUGUUUAAAAUAUCUGCUUAAUAAAUAUGUUUAUUCUUAUCAGGA
This is a messenger RNA of Onthophagus taurus, 1705 nucleotides long. Its product is annotated as esterase FE4-like. NCBI's taxonomy places the organism in Eukaryota, Metazoa, Arthropoda, Insecta, Coleoptera, Scarabaeidae. The record is from RefSeq and is a predicted model, not a curated record.